Messenger RNA from Diaporthe amygdali, 708 nucleotides. RefSeq lists its product as uncharacterized. The coding region runs from base 1 to 708 and encodes 235 amino acids. The record is from RefSeq and is a predicted model, not a curated record. NCBI's taxonomy places the organism in Eukaryota, Fungi, Ascomycota, Sordariomycetes, Diaporthales, Diaporthaceae. The transcript has 3 exons.
AUGAGACUCCUCCAGAUCACCUCCUUCGCCGGUCUUCUGGCCUCUGCUCAGGCUGGCAAGCAUUGGGGCACCGGCACCGGCACCCCUUCUGGAACCGGCCCCUCGGGUACUGCUCCUCCCACGAGCACUGCUUGGACGACCGUCGUCGUGCCCACUUACACUACCUACUGCCCGUCUCCUACUACCUGGGCUUGGAACAAUGUGACCUACACUGUCACUUCUGCCACAACCAUUACUCUGCCUUGCCCAUGUACUAUCUCGGUCUCGACUCCUCAGCCCAUCACCACCACCUCAACCUACACGACUGAGGUGCCUUGUGAGACCACAACGACUCCCUCAGGCGGCAUUCCCUACCCGAGCGUUAACUCCACCGUCGUGGUGCCGCCUCCGCCUGUCACCCACUCCACCACCCCUGGUGGCCCUGGUGCCCCUACUCCUCUGCCGGGAUCCUCUAGCACAGUGACCUCGACGACUGUGAUUGUUAGCACACCUCCACCGUCGACCUUCCUGUCAGGAACCACUUCCAUCGGCGGCGGCGGCGGCGUCCCAGCUCCGAGCCCUACCACUUUCUCCACUAACGCACCCACGAACACGCCUGUGGCUCCGACGUCGUCUCCUGCCGGUGUCGUCACUGCAGGUGCGCCCAAGAUGGGAUCUCCAGCCGGUGCUCUCGGCUUGAUCGCCGGUAUCGCAGCCUUCAUCGUCUAA